UUAGGUUAGACUGUGACAAAACAAAGAUGUUGAGUGUGAUUUCGCAAAUAUUCUAAUGUCAAAUUUGUAACUCAGCUGUUGAGGGUGAUUGACUUUUCAUUUUGAUCAAAACCGUGAAUUACCCGUCACUAUUCGUCCGAAACCGCCCUCAAAAAGCUCCAAACAGCCCCACACAAGACAAUGAGCGAACUGUCGCAAGAAGAGAUGCGUCGACGGCGACUGGCCCGCCUGGCAGUCCUGGACAACGUCUUGCCCUCCGGCUCGGUCUCGCCGCCCGUGACCCCCGUCUCGCAGUCGCCGGCGGCGCAGCACAGCCCCCCGACCACCCCCGAGAAGGACUUCGAGGGGGUGUUCCAGGUGCCCAGCAAGCCCAUCGACAUGCCCUCCGGCUCCAAGAGCCGCAGGCCGCCGCCCCAGCGGAGCGACUCGGAGACGAGCUCCAUACACAUGGAGGUGGACGAGGCCAGCGGGUGCGCCGACAAGGCGGGGGCCAACACGGACAUCGACUCGGGGUUCGAAAAUAUGGAGGUCGACGAGACCGACGUCCAGAAGAAAGACGCCCCUCGUCAACGAACAUCAUCCUCAGCGACCGAAAUCACCGAAGAACAACUCCUAGCAACGGUCCUCCGCAUCCUCCAUUCCACCCUCGAACAACCAUCCGAAAGUCGCAUUUAUCUCCCUCAAACCGCCACCGACGUCAAAACCCACCCUCAAACCUCAAUCCGCGACAUCAUCUCCAACGCACUGAUGGAAAUCAUCGUCCAAAUCUCACAAGGCAAUAACCCCUUCAAAGACCUGAUCCCGAGCAACGACACAGCCGACACCAGCAGCAUAAACUCGCUAAGUCCCUCCCCCAGCCCUAGCCACACCUGCCCCAUACCCACCCUGCCAAUCAAACGAGUGGAAGUGGCGGAAACGCCCCUAAACCUAGCACUGAAUUACCUAAUGGAUUGCUACAAUCGUGUGAGCGUCGAGGAACGAAACCACCCGAAGCGAUCGAGUAUUCCCCCGUUAAGUGACGUUUUAACGGAAGUUCGGGCACAACUGGUGCACUACACAACGUUGUUACUCCAAGGUUUUAUCAUAGCCAAUGACGAGUUGUACAAAUUCGGGCGUUCGCCCCUUUUGAGCCCCAUUUUGCAGCAGACGCUCCCGCGGGGGUUCCUCACCGAGCUGGUGACCCGAACCCACACGAACACGUCGUUGUUCUCGUCGGUUUUCUCGCCACUGCUUCAGGGACUUUACCGAAUGAUGCAGAACGCGAGUAUCGUGGGCGAGGAGCACCGAAUGCCGAUCCAGACAUUGUUCGAGUUGGCCGAUAUUCGGUGCGGCAGCCGCCCCAUCUGUACGCUAAUCACGAAACAAGUGCAAUUUAUGCUGGAGCCGUGUACGCCUGCGCAAGGCCGCGAAGUUGUCCGAACGUCGUUUCUCGGGCCGUUUCUGUCGGUGUCGGUGUUCGCCGAAGACGAGCCGAAAGUGGCCGAGAAGUUCUUCUCGGGGAAUUCGUCGAGUGAUAAGAGUUUGAAUCAUACGCUGCAGCUGGAGCUGGAGAAUACGCGGAAUUUGCAACAUAGAAUUUUUCAUUAUUUGUUGGCGAAUCCGGAGAGUCGUGAUGGGUGUUUGAAUUAUUUGGCGAAGGUUUUGAAGUAUAAUGAGAAGAGGGCGCAGCUGCAGAUGGAGGAGAGGUCGCUGGCUGGGGACGGGUUUAUGUUGAAUUUGUUAAGUGUUUUGCAAAUGUUGUCGAUGAAGAUUAAGUUGGAUAAGAUGGAUUUUUUGUAUCCGUUUCAUUCCGAAAGUUUGAUUUGUAUUAAGAAUGAUACGAGGUUGAAGUAUACGUCGCAGGAUGUCGCCACGUGGCUGGAGAGUUUGGAAAAAACCCACCAAUUCCAAACGCCCAACUUUUCGACAAUUUGUUGGUUCUUGACACUCCACUGCCAUCACCUCGCCCUCCUUCCCGCACUCCAAAAAUACCAACGUCGCAUUCGCGCCAUUCGUGAUCUACAAAAACUCCUCGACGAAACGGUGGCUGCGGAAGCACAGUGGCGUAACACACCGUUCGCCAAUCGCAAUAAACAGUUUAUCAAACGGUGGAAACAACAAUUGAAAAAAUUGAACAAAUCUAAAGCGUGCGCUGAUGCCGGACUACUAGAUAAGAAUCUAAUGCGACGCGCUUUGAUUUUUUACACCUCAGUCGCUCAGUAUUUACUGAGUCUGAUGACAAAUAUGGCGCCGGGGAGUCCCGUGCCGAGUCUACCACUGCCGCCGAACGUACCCGAAGCAUUCUCGGCGCUUCCCGAAUGGUACGUCGAAGAUAUAGCCGAGUUUCUUCUAUUUGCCUUACCAUAUUUCCCGACCGUCAUCACGGAGAACAUGGAAGAUUCCCUAAUCACGUGGUUGCUAGUGACAAUUUGUUCCUCCAACAUGGUCAAAAAUCCCUACUUGGUGGCCAAACUGGUCGAAGUCGUCUUCAUAAUAAUCCCAACGUUUCAACCGCGUUGCGAAAUGUUGUACGACCGUUUCAUGUCGCACGAAAUUUCACGAAGUGUGCUACCCAGUGCCCUGAUGAAGUUCUACACCGAUGUCGAAACGACCGGCUCCAGUUCGGAAUUUUACGACAAGUUUUCAAUCCGUUACCAUAUCAGUCUCAUAAUUAAAGGCAUGUGGAACUCGGCAAUACAUCGCCAAACGCUCGUCAACGAAUCAAAAUCAGGAAAACAGUUCGUCAAAUUCGUCAAUAUGCUAAUGAACGACACCACUUUCCUCCUCGACGAGAGUCUCGAAAGUUUGAAACGCAUCCACGAAGUGCAAGAGUUGAUAAGCGAUGAGGAGAAAUGGUCGAAAAUGAAUUCGGAACAGCAGCAAAGUCGGAUGAGACAAUUGACAGCCGAUGAGAGACAGUGUCGCUCCUACUUGACUCUAGCUCGUGAAACUGUCGAUAUGUUUCACUACUUAACGGUUGAUAUUAAGGAGCCGUUUUUGCGACCGGAACUUGUUGAUCGUUUAGCGUCGAUGCUUAAUUUUAAUUUGCAACAAUUGUGUGGCCCGAAAUGUAAAAAUUUGAAAGUGAGAAAUCCGGAUAAGUAUGGCUGGGAGCCGCGACGGUUGUUGAGUCAAUUGGUUGAUAUUUAUCUGCAUUUGGACUGCGAGGAGUUCGCCGCCGCUUUGGCCGGCGAUGAGAGAUCUUUCCGGAAAGAUUUGUUUGACGACGCAGCGGCGCGAUUAGAGCGCCUGUCAAUCAAAACUCCGGUUGAGAUCGAACGGUUUAAGGCCUUGGCCGAUAAGGCGUAUCACGUGUAUCAAAAUAACCAGAAAAGUGAUGACUGGAUGAGCGACGCCCCUGACGAAUUCAAGGAUCCCUUAAUGGACACUUUGAUGACUGAUCCUGUGUUGUUGCCCAGUGGGCAGGUGAUGGACAGGUCCGUCAUUAUGAGGCAUUUGUUGAAUAGCAGUACGGACCCGUUUAAUCGGCAACCAUUGACUGAAGAUAUGCUGCAGCCAGUGAAUGAGUUGAAGGAGCGCAUUAGGAUAUGGAAAUCAGAAAAGACACGUUCGGCAAAUUAAUUUUAUUAUUUUUUGGUAUAAAUAUAAUUUUUGGAUAAAACUGAGUUUAUUUCGACCGGAAGGAAGGAAGGCUGAGAAUCUCGUUUCGUUUGCAUUUGUUCCUCAAAUUCAUACUGCCAAAUUGUUGCUUUUUUAGUUCAGUAAUUAAUGCCAACUUAUUGUUUGUCUUGACUUUCCCCCAGUCCGGUGGAUUAUUUUUGUACAUAAUUAUACAAAACGCAAAGUGAGAUGUACAUUUUUUUCAUCUAAUCGAAUUAACUGUUAGUGCAAACAAAUUUGAUUGUUUCCCGAUAUUUUUUCUAGAUAAUUUUAGGUUAAAGCUUGUAGACACCGAAAUAAUCAAAUUUAUUUGUAAUGAAAACAAAGCAAAACAAUUUUUAUAUGAAAACGUAGGUUAGUUUGUAUGUAAUGGGUCAAUAAAAUUUAUACAAAAAUCA
Tribolium castaneum (red flour beetle) is the source of this 3998-nucleotide messenger RNA. RefSeq names its product Ubiquitination factor E4B (gene Ube4B). Lineage: Eukaryota; Metazoa; Arthropoda; Insecta; Coleoptera; Tenebrionidae. Gene Ontology annotation, cellular component: nucleus; cytoplasm; ubiquitin ligase complex. The record is from RefSeq and is a predicted model, not a curated record. The transcript has 8 exons. The coding region runs from base 181 to 3561 and encodes 1126 amino acids. Gene Ontology annotation, molecular function: ubiquitin-ubiquitin ligase activity. Gene Ontology annotation, biological process: protein polyubiquitination.